Messenger RNA from Schizosaccharomyces japonicus yFS275, 735 nucleotides. RefSeq lists its product as hypothetical. Lineage: Eukaryota; Fungi; Ascomycota; Schizosaccharomycetes; Schizosaccharomycetales; Schizosaccharomycetaceae. The transcript has 4 exons. The record is from RefSeq and is a predicted model, not a curated record. The coding region runs from base 77 to 535 and encodes 152 amino acids. Gene Ontology annotation, cellular component: nucleus; chromosome, telomeric region. Gene Ontology annotation, biological process: subtelomeric heterochromatin formation.
GUAGUUAUGUGAGUAGUGAGCUGUGUUACGGUGCGAUGUUUGUCGCCUUGGGUAUCGGUUCGUGGGUCUACAGGCAAUGUGUUGGUAUGCAGUGUUUGUGUGGCUCUCUUCAAUUAUUUGCUGCAAGCUUCUUCAAAAAACGAUGGAAGCAGGAGAGAAAAUUUUGAAAGCCCAAGAAACACGCGUUCAGUUGUUUCAUGAGUUAAAAGAUGCAAUACAAGCGUUUCAGAAUCAAAAAAUUGGAUUGGAACAAAUGGGUAUAAUAACUCAGCUUGUAACGGAGGGGUUUAACGAAGCGUCUCGCGAUAUUCGUGACGCUCAGCAACAAACGAAUCAAGAAAUUAAAAACUUGGUUGAUGAAUUGCAAUCCUUGGAGAAACAGCGAUUGAUGGAUACUGUAAAGCUGUACCAGAUCCAACAAUUAGAGAACCAGGAGCGGGACUAUUCUUCCGAACGAGAAUCUUUACGACAGAGCUUGGACAAUUUAAGUCGCAAAAUUGAUGAGACAAUUCAGUCAAUUAAAGACGAGUUAUAGUGAUAGUGCCGUUCCAGUGAAAAGACACGUUUCUGCCUCUCGUAAAGACAAAUGAGUGUUUUCUAUUAUUCUCGUCAGAAGCCAAAGUUACCGAUAAGUUGACCGACACAAGACACCGGAACCUCGAAUUCGCCGUCAAAUUUUUACCGUUUUCGGUGAACUUUUUUCCGGUGGCCAGCGAAUUUUUCGGCGUUUAGAAU